CCUUUGUUGUGCCCCACAAAAGGAAACACAUGAUGAUGGAUCUUUAAAAAGCUGCUGGACUUUGAAAGUGUCCGUCGUCUGUCCUGUCUGGACUGGAGUCGCUUUCUGAAAAACGUCACCACCCUGAUGCACCCUCAUUCUUCAUCCUAGGGGUGUCUCUGUCCCGAGGGUGGUAAAAUCGUUCCUGCGCAUCCCCAUCGUCGACUCGAGGCACAAUGCCACCGUUGUUGAUAAUUUUGGCCAUAACUUGUGCGGCUUCGUUGGCGCAGGACCAAAAUAAUUAUGAUGUCGACGACCCUUCCACCGUCAUUCUCACCAACAUUAUUUUUCGCCACGGAGACAGGACACCUGUUGACCCUUACCCCACGGACCCCUACCGAAACGUCAGUGUUUACUGGCCAGAGGGUUUAGGCCAAUUGACAGACGUUGGAAAAGAACAGCACUACCGUCUAGGCCAAUACUUUCGCAAGAGAUACAGCACCCUUUUACCAAAGAAGUACAACCUGAACGAUGUCCUUGUGCGGAGCACUGAUGUGGACAGGACUCUGAUGAGUGCGGAGAGCAAUUUGGCAGGAUUCUUCCCUCCAGUCAACCAGUGGGACGCAGAUUUAAAGUGGUCUCCGAUCCCUGUUCACACAGUUCCUGAAACUCUUGACAAGUUGGUUUCUAUGAAAUACCCUUGUCCACGGUACGAAUCAGAGUUGAAGAAGCUGAUGGAAUCAGAUUAUGUAAAAAAGCUCAAUGCUCAAUAUCAGGAUGUCUACGACUAUUUAACCGAACACUCUGGCAGAAAAAUCCAAGAUCCGACAACUCUGCAGUAUAUUUUUAAUACUAUGUGGAUUGAGAAUCUCAAGAACAUGGAGCUACCUAAUUGGACCAAAAAGGUGUUUCCAGACAGGAUGAAAGAUUUGGCUGCCAUCAGCUUCUCUCUAAACGCUUACACUGAGGAAAUGAAACGUCUAAAAGGAGGACCACUUGUGGGUGAAAUUGUUCAGCACAUGAAGCAAAAGAAGGAAAAAACUUUGACCCCAAACAGAAAGCUUUUUCUCUACUCGGCACAUGACACUACGGUGGCGAACAUUCUUAUGACUUUGGGAAUUUUUGACACGCAAAUCCCAGCCUACACUUCAUCCAUUAUUCUUGAACUACACAAAUUACCUGCUGAGAAAUACGCAGUUUCUAUUUUAUUCAAAAAUGAAACAAAACGUGAACCGUACAAACUGACUCUGCCUGGCUGUUCCUUCCGCUGCCCCCUUGAUGAUUUUGUUAAACUGACGGCGUCAAUGAUUCCAGAAGACUGGAUGGCCGAGUGUCAGUUGGGGACUGAACAAACAUUCCUAGCUUCGGACGAGGCAAAGUUACUGCGCAAUCUCUCAAUUACGGUUGUGAUUGGUUCUGGCAUUGUCGUUUUACUGCUCAUAAGUUUGCUUGUGCUGGCCAUUGCUUUCUUGCAGCAACGUAAUAGGAACAACAACUUCAGAUAUUCACCGCUGAGUCACAAUUUGUAUGCCUAAUGUCUAAGUUUUAAAUUUGAACAGAGUUUACAUAAGAAAUAAAAAUUACUGCCAUAUUUUUGAUGUCAUGACAAA
Messenger RNA from Neocloeon triangulifer, 1589 nucleotides. Its product is annotated as prostatic acid phosphatase-like. Gene Ontology annotation, molecular function: phosphatase activity. The transcript has 9 exons. The record is from RefSeq and is a predicted model, not a curated record. Lineage: Eukaryota; Metazoa; Arthropoda; Insecta; Ephemeroptera; Baetidae. Gene Ontology annotation, biological process: dephosphorylation. Bases 216 to 1514 code for a protein of 432 amino acids.